Molecule: messenger RNA, 3591 nt
Organism: Monopterus albus (swamp eel)
Lineage: Eukaryota; Metazoa; Chordata; Actinopteri; Synbranchiformes; Synbranchidae
Product: zinc finger protein 432-like
Exons: 6
Coding region: 128-3103 (991 amino acids)
Biological process (GO): regulation of transcription by RNA polymerase II
Molecular function (GO): DNA-binding transcription factor activity, RNA polymerase II-specific; RNA polymerase II cis-regulatory region sequence-specific DNA binding
Source: RefSeq, a predicted model, not a curated record
AGUAAACAGCGCCAGCAGCGAUAGCUUUGUAGAUGAAUGGGGUUAGUUGAAGACGAUUACCUUUUCUUUUUAUUUUUUUAUUUUUAUUUAAAUCGCAGAUGUAUGUUUAGUCUGUAACAAAUCAACAAUGUCUUCAGUUCAGCGUCUGAGAGAGUUCGUCACCGAGCGACUAACUGCUGUUGCUGAAGAGAUAUUCGGCGGCUUUGAAAAAAUUAUCGCCGAGUACGAGGAAGAGAUCGAUCGUCAGCGCAGACUGCUGGAUAUCGUUUGGAAACCAGAAGUAAAGCUACACAGAAUAGAGCUGCCACAGCAACAUGUCUGUAAGGAGGAGGAGGUUCUGGCUGACCAGCAGCUCUGGAACCAGGAGAGGAACUCCAGUUUGGACCAAGAGGACCCAGAGACUCCACAGGUUACAGAGGAACAGGAGGAACUCUGUAGCAGUCAGGAGGGAGAGCAGCUUGGACUGAAGCAGGAGACCGAUCCCUUUAUGUUGACUCCUACUUACCACAGUGAAGCAGAACCAACCAAUGACCAGCAGCUCCUCUCUCACAGCUUUGCUGUAGCUGAGAGCCAGGAUCAGGAAGGAAGCCAGCAAGGAGACUCGGGAUCAGUUAGGAAUGCAGAGCCAAAGCCAAAGAGGAGACGUCACAAAGACACAAGUCACAGUAACAGUGCAGACAACUCUCCUCUGUCAGAGACUCACUCUGAUCAUUGCACAGAUAGAAAGUCUUUAAAGUGUUGUGAAACAUGUAAGAAAAUUUUCAGAUGUAAGAGUGAGCUUUUGGUCCACAUGAGAAUCCACACAGGUGAGAGGCCAUAUGUUUGCAAGACCUGUGGGAAAGGAUUCAAACAGUCAUCAGCUUUGAAUGUUCAUUUAAAAAUCCACACAGGGGAGAAGCUGUAUUCUUGUAAAAGAUGUGGGAAGUGUUGCAGGCAACGGCAGGACUUGUCGAUCCACAUGAGAACCCACACAGGUGAGAGGCCGUAUGUUUGCAAGACCUGUGGGAAAGGAUUCACGACGUCCUCAAAUUUGGAUGCUCAUUUACGAACCCACACAGGUGAGAGGCCAUAUUUUUGCAAGACAUGUGGGAAAGGAUUCAUUCAGUCAUCACAUUUGGAUGCUCAUUUACGAACCCACACAGGUGAGAGGCCACAUGUUUGCAAGACAUGUGGGAAAGGAUUCAAACUGUCAUCACAUUUGGAUGUUCAUUUACGAACCCACACAGGUGAGAGGCCAUAUGUUUGCAAGACAUGUGGGAAAGGAUUCAAACAAUCAUCACGUUUAGAUGUUCAUUUACGAACCCACACUGGGGAGAGGCCAUAUAUUUGCAAGACGUGUGGGAAAGGAUUCAAACUGUCAUCACAUUUGGAUGUUCAUUUACGAACCCACACAGGUGAGAGGCCAUAUGUUUGCAAGAUGCUUUUGACUGACAUGAAGUUACCAAUAACCCCAUACGGAACAAAGUCCGAACCACGUUUCCAAGUGGAACUUCACAGUGUGACAUCCGGCGGAAAUGUAUAUUUAGCCUGUAACAAAUCAACAAUGGCUUCAGUUCAGCGUCUGAGAGAGUUCGUCACCGAGCGACUAACUGCUGCUGCUGAAGAAAUAUUUGGCGGCUUUGAAAAAAUUAUCGUCCAGUACGAAGAAGAGAUCGAUCGUCAGCGCAGACUGCUGGAUAUCGUUUGGAACCCAGAAGUAAAGCUACACAGAAUAGAGCUGCCACAGCAACAUGUCUGUCAGGAGGGGGAGGUUCUGGCUGAUCAGCAGCUCCAGAACCAGGAGAGGAACUCCAGUCUGGACCAAGAGGACCCAGAGCCUCCACAGAUUAAAGAGCAACAGGAGGAACUCUGCAGCAGUCAGGAGGGAGAGCAGCUUGGACUGAAGCAGGAGACCAAUCCCUUUAUGUUGACUCCUACUUACCACAGUGAAGCAGAACCAACCAAUGACCAGCAGCUCCUCUCCCCCAGCUCUGCUGUAGCUGAGAGCCAGGAUCAGGGCGGAAGUCAGCAUGGAGACUCAGGAUCGGCUAGUAAUGCAGAGCCAAAGCCAAAGAGAAGACGUUACAAAGACACAAGUCACAGUAGCAAUGUGGACACCUCUCCCCUGUCAGAGACUCCCUCUCAUCCUCGCACAGAUAGAAAGUCUUUAAAGUGUUGUGAAACAUGUAAGAAAAUUUUCAGAUGUAAGAGUGAGCAUUUGGUCCACAUGAGAAUCCACACAGGGGAGAAGCCGUAUGCUUGCAAAACCUGUCGGAAAGCAUUCACGAGAUCAUCAGAUUUUAAUGCUCAUUUACGAACCCACACAGGUGAGAGGCCGUAUGCUUGCAAGACCUGUGGGAAACGAUUCAAACAGUCAUCACAUUUGGAUGGUCAUUUACGAACCCACACAGAGGAAAAGCCGUAUUCUUGUAAAACAUGUGGGAAGUCUUGCAGGCAACGGCAGGACUUGUUGAUCCACAUGAGAACCCACACAGGUGAGAGGCCGUAUGUUUGCAAGACCUGUUGGAAAGGAUUCAAACGGUCACCACAUCUGGCUAUUCAUUUACGAACCCACACUGGGGAGAGGCCAUAUGUUUGCAAGAGAUGUGGGAAAGGAUUCAAGCAGUCAUCAAAUUUGAAUGUACAUUUACGAACCCACACUGGGGAGAGGCCAUAUGUUUGCAAGAUAUGUGGGAAUGGAUUCAAGCAGUCGUCAAAUUUGGAGGUUCAUUUACGAAACCACACUGGGGAGAGGCCAUAUGUUUGCAAGACGUGUGGGAAAGCAGUCAAGACAUUAUCACAUUUGAAAUAUCAUUUAAGAUCCCACACAGAGCUGCCACAGCAACAUGUCUGUCAGGAGGGGGAGGCUCUGGCUGACCAGCAGCUCUGGAACCAGGAGAGGAACUCCAGUCUGGACAAAGAGGACCCAGAGCCUCUGCAGAUUAACGAGGAACAGGAGGAACUCUGCAGCAGUCGGGGGGGGAAGCAGCUUGGAUUGAAGCAGGAGACCAAUCCCUUUAUGUUGACUCCUACCUAUGAGGAAAGGGAUCAGAGUGAAGCAGAACCAACUAGUGGCCAGCAGCUCCUCUAUCCCAGCUCUGCUGUAGCUGGGAGCCAGGAUUAGGGAGGAAGCCAGCAUGGAGACUCAGGAUCAGCUAGUAAUGCAGAGCCAAAGCCAAAGAGGAGACGUCACAAAGAUCCUCCCACAGAGAGAAAGUCUGUAAUGUGUGACACUUGUGAGAAAACGUUUAGGUAUCAGUCUCGAUUGAAAUACCACGAGAUCACACACUGGUGAGAAGCUGUAUGUUUGCAAGGCCUGUGGGAACAGAUUCAAGUAGUCAUCAACUUUUUAUAGACAUUGAAGAAUCCAUACCUGUUUGGGAAAAGAUGGAUUGAAAGUUGUAUUCUUACAAAACAUGGGAGAGCAAAGGAGAAAACAUGUCAGCGACAAACAUCUCACUGACAUUGAAUGAAAUGAAUGUUUUACUGUCAGAACCUGAGACCACAGAUGAAUUGCUAAAAUACUAGCCAUUUAUUAGGGAUGCGCCCUGCGAUGGAUUGGCGACCUGUCCAGGUGUACCCCGCCUUCGCCCGAUUGCCGACCGGGAUUGG